UUUCUUGUUAGUAAACACUGAACAGUCGUUUUCGAUGUUGUAGCGAAUCGAUACUAUAAUUUUUGAGUGAUGACAUUCCACCAUUUUGGUCUCCCAGUCUACAACAACUAGACUAUUAUAGUAAGCUAUGUAACUGCGAAACAGUAAAAGUAAACACUGAAGACUGAACAGCGAUAAUAUUGUCAUAAUAGGACAGUUGAUGUAUUGAUAUCCAUUAGCGGUGUACAGACAACUAGAAUAUUAUAAUAUUACUUUUACAGCGAGGGAUACCAAUCACCAAAUAGGCACCUAAUAUUAAUUAAUUGGAUGCUGGUAAUCAUUUCUUUUCGUUGUUAACGGACCUAGUCAAUAUGUCCGAUUCUGACCGAGAAGAAAUUUCCAUAAACACAUCCAAUAUGUCUGAUUCUGAUGACCAUGAACAUGAAGAAAUUUCCCCGAACAUUAUCAGAUACGAACUUGAAACUGUCCUACAUCGAAAUACUGUUAUUUAUACAAAUCCUGUUGUUUGUGUUUCCAAGUUGCGUCUAACAAGCUAUGAUCAAAAUUUAACUACAGCACAUCAGUAUUUAGGAAAUAGACUUCGCGAAGCUACUGGGCGUACAGUAUAUGAAGAAGGUGUUAUUCAUGUACUACCAAUUCUGUUUUUAAAACUAAACUUAAUGCCUGGACAAAUUCUGCCAAUAAUAGCUCAUUCUCCAAAUAUUAAACUUGUAUUAAAGUAUGCCAUAAACCGUAAUCGUUCAUUUGGAGUUUGCUACCAAUAUAAUUUAAAAGGUCCCACAUUUGGAACAAUUGCUGAGGUUUAUGAACACACUGCAGACAUAGAAACUAGUGAACCGUUACAAGUUAAAGCUAUGGGCCAUCAACGAUUUGAAAUUGUAGAAGCCAGAGAAACUCUAGAAAGUCAGCAAUCAAGUGAUCUUAUUUUGGUUAAAAUCAGAAUCAUACCAGAUACUACAUUAUUUAUGAAUUCGUUUAAUAAACUGUGCUUACAUCCAAAUAAACGUCAUUUAAAUCACCGUGAAAUGUGCCGUAAGAGAGAUAUGUGGCAAACUCAGUGGCCAGAUUGGGUUUAUAAACAGUUUGAUGUUUAUAAAUUGGCAUCUCAACUUUCCAAAAAACUUAAAAUGAUGUAUAAAAAUGUAAAAAUCUCGGAUGAUCCAUUUUUAUUGUCAUUUCAAGUAUUAAGACUUGGUAUGUUCAGUCAAGAAGAUGUAAGCGAAUUACUUGGCAUUGAGUCAACAAACACACGACUUCAACAUGAAAUAACAUUAUGGGAUAAACUACAAAAAAUGCAAAAAUUCCUGUGUAAUCAUUGUAAUACUCCAAUUUGUGAUAUGAGCAAUGUGUUUCCCAUGUCUCCUGAAGGACCGCAAGGUACUUAUUGUAACUCUCUUGGAAAAAUCCAUGACAUGAUUACAGUAACUGAACUAGAAGAGGAUUUACAUGAGAUAACAGUAGGAAUUCCAUCAAAUGAAUGCAGCUGGUUCCCUGGGUAUGUAUGGACAAUAAUUUUGUGCCCAGGGUGUCAUAACCAUUUGGGUUGGAGGUAUAUGGUAGAAAAAAACCCACUGCUAAGUCCAAAAGAAUUCUAUGGAUUAACUCUAAGCUCCAUAUCAUCUUUUGAAAACUACUUUGUGCCAGUUAGAGACAGACAUGUGGAUCUCGAUGAUGGAGAAAUGUUAGUAACAUUUUAAGAAAUCUUUUAAAUUGUCUGUAUUUAUUAUAAUAACUAUUUUAUAUAAAUAAAAAGUAUGUAAUGGAGCCUUAAUGUAUAUAUCAUAUUUAUUGCUAUACAUACAUUUAAAUAUUUCUAUCAUUUAUUGAAUUUUAAAUAGUAUUAAAUUAUUUUUUUUAUUAUUUAUGUCAUUAAGACAGCUAAUAGAGCAUAUUAAUAUUACAUAAUUAGAUGUUAGCAAUAACAAUAUUUUUAAAAUGAUAAUCUAAUAAAAUUAAGAUGUUUUGAAUUACUUUUGUAUUAUACAGUCUAUGUCUAAGAAAUUUUGAAUCAUGACAUAUAUUAAUAAUUAUGGUAUAAUAUAUAUACAUUACAAUAAACAAGCUUUUCCUGUA
Molecule: messenger RNA, 2073 nt
Organism: Aphis gossypii (cotton aphid)
Lineage: Eukaryota; Metazoa; Arthropoda; Insecta; Hemiptera; Aphididae
Product: protein cereblon-like
Exons: 11
Coding region: 351-1697 (448 amino acids)
Source: RefSeq, a predicted model, not a curated record